Corapipo altera (White-ruffed manakin) is the source of this 572-nucleotide messenger RNA. RefSeq names its product protein kinase C gamma type-like. The annotation marks the transcript as partial. The record is from RefSeq and is a predicted model, not a curated record. Lineage: Eukaryota; Metazoa; Chordata; Aves; Passeriformes; Pipridae. The transcript has 4 exons.
CCCUGGAGGGAUUUUGGGGGUCCCAGGGUGGAUUUUGGGGGUCCCUGGGUGUUCUGGGGGUCUCUGUGGGUAUUUUGGGGGUCCCAAAUGGGGUGUUUGCCCCCCCAGGACCCCCGGAACAAGCACAAGUUCAAGGUGCACAGUUACAGCAGCCCCACCUUCUGCGACCACUGCGGCUCCCUCCUCUACGGCCUCGUGCACCAGGGCAUGAAGUGCUCCUGCUGCGAGAUGAACGUGCACAAGCGCUGCGUGCAGAGCGUGCCCAGCCUGUGCGGGGUCGACCACACCGAGCGCCGGGGGCGGCUCCAGAUCCGCAUCCAGGCCCUGCCCGGGGAGCAGCUCCACGUCACCGUGGGGGAGGCGCGGAACCUGAUCCCGAUGGAUCCCAACGGGCUCUCGGAUCCCUACGUGAAGCUGAAGCUGAUCCCGGACCCCAAGAACGUGUCCAAGCAGAAGACGAGGACGGUGAAGGCGACGCUGAACCCCGUGUGGAAUGAAGCCUUUCUAUUUACUCUCCGCCCCGGGGACGCUGAGCGGCGCCUCUCGGUCGAGGUGUGGGACUGGGACCGCAC